Vicia villosa (hairy vetch) is the source of this 591-nucleotide messenger RNA. RefSeq lists its product as uncharacterized. The transcript has 2 exons. Gene Ontology annotation, molecular function: RNA-DNA hybrid ribonuclease activity; nucleic acid binding. The coding region runs from base 1 to 591 and encodes 196 amino acids. The record is from RefSeq and is a predicted model, not a curated record. NCBI's taxonomy places the organism in Eukaryota, Viridiplantae, Streptophyta, Magnoliopsida, Fabales, Fabaceae.
AUGAGUUUUGAAUUUCCAGAUGAAGAUGUUAUGUUUGUGACUGAUUGUGAAGAGCCUGGUCCGGGUGAAGGACCUGAACCUGAAUCCCGAUGGACUAUGGUUUUCGAUGGAGCUUCAAACGCACUGGGUAACGGUAUAGGCGCAGUGAUUAUCUCUCCUAAAGGUGAACACACUCCAUUCACCGCAAGGUUAUGUUUCGAUUGUACCAACAAUAUGGCUGAGUAUGAAGCGUGUAUCUUAGGACUCCGAGCUGCUAUCGACCUAAGGAUCAAAUUUCUAGAAGUAUAUGGGGACUCCGCCUUAGUCAUCAGUCAAGUCAAAGAAGAAUGGGACACGAAGCAUCCUAAUCUCAUGCCCUAUAAAGAAUUGGUGUUGUCUUUAAUUACAUAUUUCGAAGAGAUUACUUUCGAACAUAUUCCCCGAGAAGAGAACCAGUUAGCCGAUGCAUUGGCUACUAUGUCAUCCAUGUUCAAGGUCAGAUGGGAUAAUGAGGCUCCCGCAGUUACUAUAAGAAGACAUGACGAACCUGCACACUAUUACGAGAUAGUUACUGAUGAGGUCGAAGAAAAGCCGUGGUUUCACGAAGUGUGA